AAACUGCUCACAUAAGAGAAGAUGAUACUUGGCGUGGUGCUUAUCCUGCCCCUGGAUUGGUUGAUAGGCGUGUUGAAAUCACUGGUCCAGUCGAUAGAAAAAUGGUUAUCAAUGCCUUAAAUUGUGGUUCUUCUACUUAUAUGGCAGAUUUUGAAGAUUCUAAUGCACCAACAUGGGAGAAUAAUCUUGAUGGUCAAGUAAAUUUACGUGAUGCAAUUCGUGGAACCAUAACUUUUACCAAUCCUGCAAAUAACAAGAAAUACUCUUUACGUAAAGAUGGUAAAAUUGCUACCUUGAUCGUACGUCCUCGUGGUUGGCAUUUAGAAGAAAAACAUGUUGUAAUCGAUGGUGCACCUGUAUCCGCUUCAAUUUUUGAUUUUGCUUUAUACUUUUAUCAUAAUGCAAAGAAAUUAAUUGAAAGCGGUCUCGGUCCUUAUUUCUACUUGCCAAAAAUGGAAUCUCAUUUGGAAGCAAGGUUAUGGAAUGAUAUUUUUAAUGUUUCACAAGAUAUUAUUGGUAUUCCCCGUGGUACUAUUCGCGCCACUGUUUUAAUCGAAACAAUUCUUGCUGCAUUUGAAAUGGAUGAAAUCAUUUAUGAACUUCGUGAACACUCUUCCGGUCUCAAUUGUGGUCGAUGGGAUUAUAUUUUUUCCGUAAUCAAAAAACUCCGAAACAACCCCAAUUUUAUCCUUCCUGAUCGUAGUGAUGUUACUAUGACAACUCCGUUUAUGGAUGCCUAUGUUCGGUUGCUUAUCAAAACUUGUCAUCGUCGCGGUGUUCACGCCAUGGGUGGUAUGGCUGCUCAAAUUCCGAUUAAAAAUGACCCUAAAGCAAAUGCUGUUGCUCUUGAGAAAGUUCGAGUUGACAAAUUAC
Molecule: messenger RNA, 873 nt
Organism: Racocetra fulgida
Lineage: Eukaryota; Fungi; Glomeromycota; Glomeromycetes; Diversisporales; Gigasporaceae
Source: the annotation of a GenBank genome assembly